This is a messenger RNA of Neomonachus schauinslandi (Hawaiian monk seal), 3433 nucleotides long. It is a transcript of the gene PHC2, whose product is annotated as polyhomeotic homolog 2. The record is from RefSeq and is a predicted model, not a curated record. Gene Ontology annotation, molecular function: protein binding; zinc ion binding. Lineage: Eukaryota; Metazoa; Chordata; Mammalia; Carnivora; Phocidae. Gene Ontology annotation, cellular component: nucleus; PRC1 complex.
AUGGAGAACGAGCUGCCAGUCCCCCAGACGUCCAGCAGCGCGGGCAGUGCCUGCUACAGCAGCAGCAGCGGUGGGAGUGGCCGGCCCUCGGGGCCCCAGAUCUCCGUGUACAGCGGCAUCCCUGACCGGCAGACCGUGCAGGUGAUCCAGCAGGCGCUGCACAGGCCGCCCAGCACGGCGGCCCAGUACCUGCAGCAGAUGUAUGCGGCCCAGCAGCAGCACCUCAUGCUGCAGACGGCCGCGCUCCAGCAGCAGCACCUCAGCAGCGCCCAGCUCCAGAGCCUGGCGGCCGUGCAGCAGGCAAGCCUGGUGGCCAACAGACAAGGGAGCACAUCAGGCAGCAAUGUGUCUGCGCAGGCCCCAGCCCAGUCAUCCUCGAUCAAUCUGGCAGCCUCCCCAGCAGCAGCUCAGCUCAUCAACCGGGCGCAGAGCGUCAACUCGGCAACAGCCUCGGGCAUCGCCCAGCAGGCUGUGCUCUUGGGCAACACGUCUUCUCCGGCCCUGACUGCAAGCCAAGCACAGAUGUACCUAAGGGCACAGAUGCUCAUCUUCACGCCCACGGCCACCGUCGCUACUGUGCAGCCUGAGCUCGGCACUGGCUCCCCCGCCCGGCCCCCCACCCCCGCCCAGGUACAGAACUUGACCCUCCGAACACAGCAACAACCAACUGCAGCAGCCUCGGGCCCUACCCCCACUCAGCCUGUCCUGCCCAGCUUGGCCCUGAAACCCACGCCGGGUGGUAGCCAGCCUCUGCCUACCCCAUCACAGGGCAGAAACACCGCUCAGGGUUCCCCUGCAAGUGCCAAGCCUGGCAUAACUGACAGCGUGAUGGAGCCACUCAAGAAAGGAGAUGUUAACAGCAGCGUGCCAGGGAGCAUGGAGGGCCGGGCUGGGCUCAGCCGGAUGGCGCCCGCUAUGGCCACCCACCCCCUCGUCGCACCAGCCUAUGCUCAGCUGCAACCGCACCAGCUCCUCUCGCAGCCGCCCUCAAAGCACCUGCAGCCCCAGUUUGUGCUCCAGCAGCAGCCCCAGCCGCCACCGGCGGAGAGGAGGCGGCCCGCCCGGGCCCGGGACCCCGCGCGAGGCGGCGCCCGGCCGAGGGGCUGCGUAGGCCCCGCCCGGCCAGGCCCAGCCGGGCCCUGGACAGAGACAGGGCAGGGCAUUGUUCAUGCACUGACCGACCUCAGCAGCCCCGGCAUGACCUCAGGGAACGGAAAUUCUGCCUCCAGCAUCACCGGCACUGCCCCCCAGAAUGGUGAGAAUAAACCACCACAGGCCAUUGUGAAACCCCAAAUCCUGACGCAUGUUAUCGAAGGGUUUGUGAUCCAGGAGGGGGCGGAGCCUUUCCCGGUGGGACGCUCGUCCCUGCUGGUGGGGAAUCUCAAGAAGAAGUAUGCACAGGGGUUCUUGCCUGAGAAACUUCCACAGCAGGAUCAUACCACCACCACUGACUCUGAGAUGGAGGAGCCCUAUCUGCAAGAAUCCAAAGAGGAGGGUACUCCCCUCAAGCUCAAGUGUGAGCUCUGUGGCCGGGUGGACUUUGCCUACAAGUUCAAGCGUUCCAAGCGCUUCUGUUCCAUGGCGUGUGCAAAGAGGUACAACGUGGGGUGCACCAAGCGAGUGGGGCUUUUCCACUCGGACCGGAGCAAGCUGCAGAAGGCGGGAGCCACGACCCACAACCGCCGUCGGGCCAGCAAAGCCAGCCUGCCCACACUUACAAAGGACACCAAGAAGCAGCCGGCGGGCGCCGUGCCCCUUUCGGUCACGGCUGCAUUGCAGCUGACGCACAGCCAGGAGGACUCCAGCCGUUGCUCGGAUAACUCAAGCUACGAGGAGCCCUUGUCGCCCCUCUCGGCCAGCUCGUCCACCUCCCGCCGGCGACAAGGCCAGCGGGACCUGGAGCUCCCAGACAUGCACAUGCGGGACCUGGUGGGCAUGGGACACCACUUCCUGCCAAGCGAGCCCACCAAGUGGAACGUGGAAGACGUCUAUGAAUUCAUCCGCUCCCUGCCAGGCUGUCAGGAAAUAGCAGAGGAGUUCCGUGCCCAGGAGAUCGACGGGCAAGCCCUGCUGCUGCUCAAGGAGGACCACCUGAUGAGCGCCAUGAACAUCAAGCUGGGGCCUGCUCUGAAGAUCUACGCUCGCAUCAGCAUGCUCAAGGACUCCUAGGGCUGGCGGGCGCAGCCAGGGUUCUGGCCCGGGGCUCCUCCUCCCGACUGAGCAGAGCCAGACAGACAUUCCUGAGGGGCCCAGAAAUGGGGCCAGUCGGAGGGAAGGGCUCUCCCUAUGGGGCGUGGCUGGUGAGGAGGUCUUGGCACCCCCUCAAUGGCUCUCAGGGGCCUUUCUUUCUGUGGGAGGGGCAGAGAGGUAGGUGGCACAGAAGAUGGGGCUUUAUGCUUGUAAAUAUUGAUAGCACUGGCUUCCUCCAAAGUCCCAAUACUCUAGCCCCGCUCUCUUCCCCUCUCUCUGUCCCCCAUUUUCCAGGGGGUAUACGGUCAGGGCUCCCCAACCUGAGUUGGGUUACUUUCAAGGGCAGCUGUCAGGCCUGGAUAGAGGCCUUGCAAGCCCUUGCCUGCCUUUCUCCCACUUCUUUCUCUGGGCCUGGCUAACUCUUCCGUUGCCGGCUUCUCCCCCUUCAGCCCGUUUCUGAAGCAGCCAGGGGUUCUCCCCCUUCACCCUCCGCAGGUGGAGAGAGAGAAGCUGGGCCCGGUUUGGCCACGCCUGCUGGCACAGACGCCUUAACGCUGUGUGUGUGACUGGAUGACUGUGUAGGAGCCUGGACUGGCAGGUGGGCCCAGAGCCACCCUCUGGCAUCUCCAGGUGUUCUGUAGCAAACAGCCACUUAGUGCUUUGUCCUGGACUCCACUCAGCCUCAGGAUGGGGAGUAGAACAGAAGGGCAGCCUCCGUGCAGAGAGGCGAGAUCAGAAAGCGAAGAUCAGGAGUGGGCACGCUGUCUCCGAAGUCCUUCCCACACUGUGAAGUUCCCCCCCCCCCCGACUGCCCUGCUGUGCCACACACAGCAUUAAGGGAGCUGCUGUGGGCCGGGCUGGGCCUCCUGGCCUGCCCACCUGCCCACCCGCCCUGGGAGCCCCAGAGUGGGGGCCCAGAGAACUUCUUGAGGGCAGAGAAGAGCCGGGGUGACAUUGUCGUGAAGAAGGCAGCCUUGGGCCUCCCGCUUCCACACUUCUUUGCCUCUUGAACUUGCUAGCAAUUUGAGCUACCUGCAGAGGAGGCAGGGCAGGAAGGGCGAGGGCCUGCCUCUGACUUGCCCUGCCCUUGGAGGCUCCUGGGGGGAAGAGCGGGGCUCUCCCCGGGAAGAGGGGGGGCACCUUUCUCAGCUUGUUCUAUUCCCCACUCACACCCCCAGGCAGGGUUGGAAAUGAAGGACUUUUUUAACCUUUUGUUUUUGUUUUUUUAAAAAUAAAUCUGUAA